ACGGUGCCUUCACUGACCCUUGGUGGUUGUGACACUGCCACACAGUCGACGUGCAUGCCAAGAGGGCGGGGGAGUUUCUUUUCUUUUUUUUUUCUUUUCUUUUAUUUAUUUUUUUAAGAUUCCGCUUUGAGUCUAUACACUUCCGUGUUGCGUGUCCGCCGAGGAGGAAGUCUGAAGUGAGGCCGAUGGGCGGCAUCCGUCUGUCUUGUGACCGUUUAGAGGCGCCAGUGCCCGGGUGAAUGUCUCCUCAUGCGCUAAUGCUCCGACUGUAGCUCGUGUGACUGCUCAUCGUCCACCGCUCUCUCGUUCGGAAGGCUGUGACCCGUCCGCGGGGCCGGUUCGGCUUGUGUGGGUUCUGCGUGCUGUUCGAGACUCUCCGGUUCGCUGACUGUGACAGGCGGGUGCCGUCGGGACGCGGAAGUCGUCGCCAUUCCGAUGCCAGGUGGUGGGAUGGAACAUGGAGGCUAACUAACUAGCCACUGCGGCACUUGGACGUCAGCAUGCCAGCAGGAGUAUGUGGCUGCUGCGGGCCGCUGAGGCCACGCUACAAACGUCUGGUGGACAACAUUUUCCCCGAGGACCCCAAGGACGGUCUGAGCAAGUCUGACAUGGAGAAGCUGACCUUCUACGCCGUGUCGGCUCCAGAGAAGCUGGACCGCAUCGGGGCGUACCUGGCAGAGCGUCUCAGCCGCGACGUGGUGCGCCAUCGCUACGGGAAUGUGGUGAUCGCCAUGGAGGCUCUGGAUCAGCUGCUGAUGGCGUGCCACUCGCAGAGCAUCAAACCCUUUGUGGAGAGCUUCCUGCACAUGGUGGCCAAGCUACUGGAGUCCAGAGAACCAGACCUGCAGGUUCUGGGGACCAACUCGUUUGUGAAGUUUGCCAACAUCGAGGAGGAUACUCCAUCUUACCACCGCCGCUACGACUUCUUCGUGUCUCAGUUCAGCGCCAUGUGCCACUCUACCCACGAAGACCUGGACACCAGGAACAGGAUCCGUGUGGCGGGCAUCAAGGGGCUCCAGGGCGUGGUGCGAAAAACAGUCAACGACGAGCUGCAGGCCAUCAUCUGGGAGCCACAGCACAUGGACAAACUUAUCCCCUCCAUGCUCUUCAACAUGCAGGAUGGUGAUGACAUGGACAGGGCCGGAGUGGGACAUCCUAGCACGCCGUGCGUGUCUGGUCAGGACUGUGAUGAGAACCCAUCCACGCUGGCAGAGAGCUGCUUCAGAGAACUGCUGGGACGCGCCGCCUACGGAAAUAUGAACAAUGCCGUGAAACCAGUGCUGGUGCACCUGGACAACCAUAACCUGUGGGAGCCCAACGAGUUUGCCGUUUCCUGCUUUAGGAUCAUCAUGUACUCCAUUCAGGCGCAGCACUCUCACCAUGUCAUCCAGCAGGUCUUGGGCCACCUGGACACCCACAGCAAAAACACCCCCAGGGUACGCGCUGGCAUCGUACAGGUGCUGCUGGAGACGGUGGCCAUUGCGGCCAAAGGCUCUGUGGGAACCAUCCAAGAGUGCAGAGCAGGUGACGCACUGGAGAGUGAACCCGCCACGCCUCCCAAUCUGUGGCUCGGUCCCACGGUUCUGGAGGUGUUCAACACGCUACUCAAACACUUGAGGAUGAGCGUGGACUUGGAGCUUGGCGAGAGCUCCCGCAGAAACUCGGCCUGCAGCGCCUCGUCAGCAGGCCGUGCGAAGGAGAGCGACGAGCGCAUUGUGCAGAACGCCAUCAUUCAGACAAUCGGAUUCUUUGGGGGUAACCUGCCUGACUACCAGAGAGCUGAGGUGAUGAUGUUCAUCAUGGGCAAAGUGCCCGUCUAUGGGACACCUUGUCACACACUGGACACUGUCAAGAUUGGGCAUCAGGGCACCAAGAGGAUCCAGACCAUGCUGCUCAGCUCCCUCAUCAUGGUGACGUCGGGUUUCAAGUCCAAGUCGAUGUCGGCUGCUCUGCCGUCUCCCUUCCUGGACCCGCUCUUCUCCAUCUCGCUCAUGGAGGACAGCGAGCUGCGCCAGCUUGUGCUCGAGAUCCUGCAUAACAUCAUUGACAGACACGACAACCGCGCCAAACUCCGAGGCAUCAGGAUCAUCCCCAAUGUGGCGGCUCUGAAGAUCAAAAGAGAGAAGAUUUCCAAGCAGGACGUGGCCUUCAUGAAGAAGCACGGCCAGCAGCUGUACCGCCACAUCUACCUGGGCUGCAAGGAGGACGACAACGUGCACAAGAACUUCGAGCUGCUCUUCACCACACUCGCCGUCCUCACCAUCGAGCUGGCCAACGAGGAUGUCGUCGUCGAGCUCGUGCGCCUCGCUGUCGCGCUGCAGGACAUGGCUCUGUCCACGGAGGAGAAUUUGUCCAUGUGGCUGCGCUGUGGCGUGUUGGCCUUGGUGGCGGCCUACCUUAACUUCCUCAGCCAGAUGAUCGCCAACACCACCUUCUGCCAGCACGUCAGCAAGGUGAUCGAGCUCAGGAACAUGGAUGCUCCCUACCUACUCCCGGAGCACGUCUUCAGGGACAAGUGCUCGCUUCCCGACUCCUUGGACAAGGACGAUGCGGCGCUGUUCUUCCAGAGCGCCGACAUGGCCGACAGUCUGGCGGGGCCGGGAUACAACGCGGACAGACUCAACGUUCCGUACGUCCCGCAGGUCACAGUGCUUUACACAGUGGGAAAAAUCCUGAACAGGUGCAAACAGACGUCCAGAGGUAACCAUAGCAACUGUAGUAACCGUAGCAACAGACCACCUACACGACCUUUAGACCAAGGGUUCUCAAACUUUUGGGAUCCAGGGAGAAAUUUUACCAACAAGCCCCUCAUAAUCCAAAUAUCAAUUAAACAUAGUGACAAUUUAUACUUCGAAAUGUGAUAGAUAUUAAUGUGGAAAACAGUCCUAUUUUAACAAGGUGAAUUUAAAAAAGUAAUUAAGCUAAUAUUACUUUUAUUCGAGAAAAAUUCCUUUCUUCGUUAAAAAAUAGCACUAUUUUCCUCAAAAACAUACACACAAAAAAAAAGACUUCAUUUGGGGAUGUCUGAUUUAUGCGAUGAUGUGCAAAUAUAACAAAACGGCAUGGGGAAAGACCAAUAGUAUCAAUUUGUGAAUAAAUAUGAAAUUGCCCAUAUGUGAACAUGCAGGGCUUCAGCCCGACAGCGAUAUGUAGAUAAGGACUUUUAAAAUUCCAUCCAUCCAUCCAUUUUCUACCGCUUAUCCGAGGUCGGGUCGCGGGGGGCAGUAGCUUUAGCAGGGACGCCCAGCCUUACCUCUUCCCAGCCACUUCCUCCAGCUCUUCCUAGGGGAUGCCGAGGCGUUCCCCGGCCAGCGUGUCCUGGGUCGUCCUCGGGGUCUCCUCCCGGUGGGACGUGUCCGGAACACCUCACCCGGGAGGCGUGACCCACAGCUCGUGACCAUAGGUGACAGUAGGAACGUAGAUCAACCGGUAAAUCGAGAGCUUCGCCUUUCGGCUUCGCUCCUUCUUUACCACAACGGACCGAUACAAAGUCCUGCAGCCACUGCAGACGCUGCACGGAUCCGCCUGUUGAUCUCUCAUUCCAUUCUUCCCUCAGUCGAGAACAAGGCCCCAAGAUACUUGAGCUCCUCCACUUGGGGCAGGAUCGCAUCCCCGACCCGGAGAGGCCACGCCACCCUUUUCCGACUGAGGACCAUGGUCUCAGAUUUGGAGGUGCUGAUUCUCAUUCCAGCCGCUUCACACUCUGCUGCGAACCGCUCCAGUGAGAAUUUGCCGCUUGAUGAAGCGAACAGAACCACAUCAUCUGCAAUAAGCAGAGAUGAAAAUCUGAGGCCACCAAACCGGACCCCCUCUACGUCUCGGCUGCGCCUAGAAAUUCUGUCCAUAAAAGUCAUGAACAGAAAUCGGUGACAAAGGGCAGCCUUGGCGGAGUCCAACCCUCACCGGAAACGAGUCCAACUUACUGCCGGAUAUGCGAACCAACCUCUGACUCCGGUCCUACAGGGACCGAACAGCCCAUAUCAGUGGGUUCGGUACCCCGUACUCCCGAAGCACCCCCCCACAGGACUCCCCGAGGGACACAGUUGAACCCCUUCUCCAAGUCCACAAAACACAUGUAGACUGGUUAGGCGAACUCCCAUGCACUUCCUGACGGACCCGCCUCUCCAGUACCCCUGAAUAGACCAUACCAGGGAGACAGACGUUCCCAGCAGACCCUCACAAUACGUUUGGGCCUGCCAGGUCAGACCGGGAUCUUCCCCCACCAUCGGAGCCAACUCACCACCAGGUGGUGAUCAGUUGACAGCUCCGCCCCUCUCUUCACCCGAGUGUCCAAGACAUGCGGCCGCAAGUCCGAUGACACGUCCACAAAGUCGAUCAUCGAACUGCGACCUGUCCUGCUGCCAAGUGCACGUGUGGACACCCUUAUGCUUGAACAUGGUGUUCGUUAUGGCCAAUCCGUGAUGAGCACAGAAGUCCAAUAACAGAACACCGCUCGGGUUCUGAUCGGGGGGGCCGUUCCUCCCAAUCACGCCCUUCCAGGUCUCACUGUCAUUGCCCACGUGAAAUUGAAUACCCCCAGCAGAACGAUGUAGUCCCCAGUUGGAGCGCUCGCCAGCACCCCUUCCAAGGACUCCAAAAAGGGUGGGUACUCUGAACUGCUGUUUGGUGCAUAGGCACAAACAACAGUCAGGACCCGUCCCCCCCACCCGAAGGCGGAGGGAAGCUACCCACUCGUCCACCGGGGUGAACCCCAACGUACAGACGCCGUACAUAAAGCCCCAGACAACUUAGCUCCUAGGCUCAUUGGGACACACAAACCACUCCACCACGAUAAGGUGACAGCUCAAGGAUUAAAAUUAUACCACAUAACUUAUUGCAAUAUUUGUGCAUACCCCGAAACUAUGACUUGCAGAUGCCCGGGGAUCCGAAUUUGAGAACCACUACUUUGACGUGUUGUUUAGUGACUUCCUGUUUGCAACGCUAAUGCCGCAACAGUUUGUGCCCGCAGCUCCUGUGGACUCAUGAUGAGUAUUCGACUUCCUGUUUCUUUCACGCUGUGGUCCGAGGAACUCCUUUAGCUUGUGUUUGUGUUAGUGUCGUGGCUAAAAUGUUAGUAGAGAGCACUGCAGUAAAGAGAAUACUACGGUUAGCGUGUUAGCAACUAGCGCCCACAGGAAAGUGCUUGAGGACUUCUCUGAAUUUUGCCGUUUAUUGUUUAGACAAAUAGUUUCUGUUGUCAUGCUGUUUGUCGUGCAACCGAGGGCUUGGCUGCAACUCCUGAAACUAAAACCUACAAUUUUUUUUUUUUUUCAAGGAAAUCUGAUUUUAAUUUUUUUUUUUUCCCACGUCAUAGAGCGUCAGUUGAAUUACAAGUAAUUGAUGCUCAUUUUAAAAAGGUUUAAAAUUGCCUAUACACGAUGGCAACAAACCACGACUUAGCUCCCAAGUUAAACUCCUCAACUCACUUCAACAUAGUUUUUCAGCAACAAAACAAUGGUAAAGCACAGUGUUUGUAUCAGUGAAGCGCUUCAAUUCAAUUUCACACCAAGAUGACACGAUAGUAAUACGGUGGACUGCCGAAAAUCCGAGAAUUGACGCUCAUUAUAAUUGCCCUUGGAUCAAAUUAUUUUCUAGAAAAAAAAAAAAAGUGUAUGAAUACUGGAUCAGUCAAAAAAUAAGCGGGGCAAGAUCAGUAAAAAAAAAAUGCAAAUAAGAGGGGGAUCGGCAAAAAAAAUACCGCAAACUAUGGAUUUCCGCAAAUAAUGGGAUAGGUUCCCCCCCAAAAUCUGUGACUCGGUGUGUUUGUGAAUGCCGAAACGCAAAUAUGCGGUGGUCCACUGUAUUGCGUUGACCUGAUCACAACAACAGCAAAUAGGUGAGUUUCUCAGUGAAUAGAGGAGAGGUUGGGGGAAAAAUAAAAAUAAAAAAUAAAAAAAUAUAUAUAUAUAUAUAUCCAAGGUAAAUUCUUGAAUGCUGGCCUUCCACUAGGCUCCACUCACGCCACAUUUGACUGAAAUCUUAGCACAGCCGAGAUUUUAGCCGUGACUGCUAGCG
This is a messenger RNA of Phyllopteryx taeniolatus (common seadragon), 6015 nucleotides long. It is a transcript of the gene efr3a, whose product is annotated as EFR3 homolog A (S. cerevisiae). Gene Ontology annotation, cellular component: plasma membrane. The record is from RefSeq and is a predicted model, not a curated record. Bases 501 to 2861 code for a protein of 786 amino acids. The transcript is spliced from 20 exons. Gene Ontology annotation, biological process: protein localization to plasma membrane. NCBI's taxonomy places the organism in Eukaryota, Metazoa, Chordata, Actinopteri, Syngnathiformes, Syngnathidae.